Engraulis encrasicolus (European anchovy) is the source of this 1413-nucleotide messenger RNA. RefSeq names its product transmembrane protein 223 (gene tmem223). Gene Ontology annotation, biological process: nervous system development. The transcript is spliced from 2 exons. The record is from RefSeq and is a predicted model, not a curated record. Lineage: Eukaryota; Metazoa; Chordata; Actinopteri; Clupeiformes; Engraulidae. Bases 118 to 1008 code for a protein of 296 amino acids. Gene Ontology annotation, cellular component: mitochondrion.
CACAUCAUGGCGGCUUACUGAAGGAAUCUGUCAAACGAAGUAAAAAAGGACUGUAUCAAUCAAUUAUUUUAACAAAGUUGUUUUGCUGUUACUAUUUCCACAAGCAAGGGUAUCAAAAUGACGUUAUUGUGUUUAGUGUCUGGUGGUGGCUUUUCAGGUCGAUCAUGUUUUCUCACUAAGCGAAUCUUGAACGUUGCACAACUGAGGACUAUCAGGUCAGUCUCCAAGAACCACAUGCAAGAACGCUCUCACUGGAUAAACUUUUCGACUUGCAUACCACAGACAUCGCUGUCAUGUCAGCCUUAUCCUAGAUGUUUUGGGGGUCGAUUGAUUACAUUGCGAAGCGCGUGUCAGUUGCAUACCAGACUCUUAUGGACCUCUUCGAGAAAGGGACAGUGGGUGGACUCUGUCAGCAAUAUCCCACGAAAGGGACUUUCCACCUUUUCCACAAACACAGCUGUUACCAAAGACGUUGUUUUGUUCGAGCAUGAUCGAACCAGGUUUUUCAGGCUUUUGACACUGUUUUGUGCUGGCCAAUUUCUGUUUUGGACAUACCUGGCCCACUUUGCCUUCACUGGGCUGCGAGACACGCACGGUGGCAGCAACGAGUCAAAGAAGGUCAGAUCUGAGCUAGGCUGGUUCAGUUUCGAUAUGAAUUUAGGCUCAAAUUCAUGGAGGAUUGGAUUUACUGUGGGAUGUCUAACAAUAGGUGGUGCAAUGCUAGGAAUCGGCAUGCUGUUCUGCCGUCGGUCGGUCAGCCAGGUGAUUCUGCACAAAGGCGGUGGCAUGGUGACGGUGUCCACGCAGUCGCCCCUUGGAGCUAGCAAGGCGAGAAGCAUGACCAUGCCUCUGUCCCAAGUGGCCUGCCACGCGCACAGGCACGAGUCCCCCUCUUUCAUUCCGCUCAAGAUCAAAGAUCAUAAAUUCUACUACCUGCUGGACAAAGAGGGGAAGAUAAAUAAUGUGAAGCUCUUUGACAUCACCGUGGGAGCAUAUAGACCGUUUUAAGACCUAAAUUGCUAUCACAUUGCUGUUUAUGUGUUGUUGGACUUCUGACCACAAAAGGGACCUACCUACAUAUAUCUUAGGCGCCCUACGAAGUGUUUGACUUUCUGUACUUCAAAGCCAAUAAUGCAAGAGCGCAUUUGACUAAUAUGGAGAGGCUCGUGGCCAUUUUAGAAUUUACAUCUUCAGUUCCCACCAUCCCUACCAAAUGUGUUGACUUGCACUGAUUACCUGGAAAAGGUUUGAAAAGUGUUUGGUUUGAUGUUGCUGCAGUAUAGGCUACACAUGAUGCACGCCUGUUUAUCUCAAGUUAACAAUCUCCUUCUCGGUCACCUUUGUUUUUGUACAAUUUAAGACAUUUUCAUAUCAAUCAUUUUCUUUCUAAGAAUUAAACAUACUGGAGUGAAA